CUAUAGGUUGGCUAUACUGAUGAUAAUCGGCGAUGUUUGCUGAUGUCUGGUGUUUGCAAUCACCCGGUGACGGUGAACGGUGACAGCAGUGUGCGCGAUGCCACGCGAUUCGCGUGUGUGCGUGUGUAACGCGCGGAUACAUAUAUCGGAAAGCGUCAUAUAAAUAAGCGGCGAAUUUGCGAACGGUAGCAUUCGCGUUCGCGAGUCCUGCUCGAAUUCGGUUGAUUUGUCAACGAUUUGAGCGGCCAUCGCUUCUAUUGUUUUCACGGUGUCCUUCAACCGAAGAGAUGGCAUCGCCUACACAAGUGAUAAAAAGUAUCGGGCCGAAAUUGGUACCGUUCUUUAAAAGCGUGUCAGUAUAUUUUGUAUUAUUUGCUGAACAGCCAUCUCUGCUGACGGCAUGUUUUAAAUGUUUACCGAUAAUAAGUCUUAUUGUUUUCAUCCUAUUGCACGGAAUUAAUUUGUCCAAAGAAUACGCUUUCUCCAGGCGUAUAUUAACGGGGUUGGUGUUUAGUUGCAUAGGCGAUGCACUGUUAGUGUGGCCUAAUUGUUUCACCGCAGGCAUGUGUAUGUUUGCUAUCGCGCAAAUUAUGUAUAUAAUUGCAUUCGGGUUCAAACCCCUGAAUUUAACGCUUGGAGCGGUACUGUAUAUAUUUUGUUCAAUUGUCAUAUACGCUUUAAUGCCUGGACUAAACGGAGUUUUAGCAAUAGGAGUGCCAAUUUAUACAAUAUUACUCACUACUAUGGCAUGGAGGGCGAUAUCAAGAGUACAAUUCUUUGGGGAGUUAUGGACAUGGACUAAAUUGUGCAGUUGCAUUGGAAGCAUUUGUUUUGUCAUAUCUGAUACUUUGCUCGGAUUUCAUUAUUUCCACAGUCCAUUACCUUACUCUCAGGUAUCUAUCAUGCUUACAUAUUACGCAGCGCAAUUAGGCAUAGCGUUGAGCGCAGUAGAUUCGAAAAACAACAGUAAUAACAGAAUACCUGUCAGUAAAGGCUGAAAUAUUCUUAGUUAUUAUUUAUUGGUAAGGGAGAAAGAAGAAAAAACCCAUCUGCAGAUACAAGAGAAAUCUUUUUACAUAUCUGCUUUAAAUUAUGUGCAUAAUUCCACUAGUAAAUUGUUGUGAUAAUCGUCUUUGACAUAUUGAAUACUUCAGAGCCAUAUUAUUAAAGGCGGCUCAGAGAAGUUUUAGUGAUAAUUGUACCUUUGACUAUAAAAAUAGACUUGUAUUUCUUU
Messenger RNA from Formica exsecta, 1234 nucleotides. Its product is annotated as lysoplasmalogenase-like protein TMEM86A. The transcript has 6 exons. Gene Ontology annotation, cellular component: membrane. NCBI's taxonomy places the organism in Eukaryota, Metazoa, Arthropoda, Insecta, Hymenoptera, Formicidae. Bases 288 to 998 code for a protein of 236 amino acids. The record is from RefSeq and is a predicted model, not a curated record.